Molecule: messenger RNA, 1673 nt
Organism: Spea bombifrons (plains spadefoot toad)
Lineage: Eukaryota; Metazoa; Chordata; Amphibia; Anura; Pelobatidae
Product: forkhead box protein C2-like
Exons: 1
Coding region: 234-1619 (461 amino acids)
Biological process (GO): regulation of transcription by RNA polymerase II; cell differentiation; anatomical structure morphogenesis
Molecular function (GO): RNA polymerase II cis-regulatory region sequence-specific DNA binding; DNA-binding transcription factor activity, RNA polymerase II-specific
Source: RefSeq, a predicted model, not a curated record
AGGGCUGUGGGAGAGAGGAGCUGUGAUUGCAGAUCGUUCCCCCCUGGUCUAGCUGAAUCUGACACCUUGUUGGGGUCUCGGUGUCUGAAGGACAGUGACAAUUUGCAGAAGAAGAGGAUGUUUAGCUAGAGCAGAGGACACGGUUGUACAGCGAGAGUCUGAUCUACCUCUCCUCCUGAAGGAGGACCUCUCCAUCCUCUACAGAUUGACAUUACCCCUCUUGAGCAUCAAGGAUGCAAGCGAGAUAUUCUGUGGCGGACCCCAAUGGUCUGGGUGUCGUCCCUUAUCUGAGUGAGCAGAACUACUACAGAACAGCUGGGACUUACGGGAGCAUGGCCACCCUCAUGAGUGUGUACACCGGUCAUGACCAAUACACCUCGGGGAUGAGCAGGUCUUACGGACCCUACCACCACCAGGCAGCAGCCCCAAAGGAUCUGGUUAAACCUCCAUACAGUUAUAUCGCUCUUAUCACCAUGGCCAUUCAAAAUGCUCCUGAUAAGAAGAUCACGCUGAAUGGAAUUUAUCAGUUUAUUAUGGAUCGCUUCCCUUUCUAUCGUGAAAAUAAAAAAGGAUGGCAAAACAGCAUCAGACACAACCUGUCCCUCAACGAAUGCUUUGUGAAAGUCCCACGGGGUGACAAGAAGCCAGGGAAAGGUAGCUACUGGACUCUGGAUCCUGAUUCCUAUAACAUGUUCGAAAAUGGGAGCUUUCUCCGAAGGAGGAGGAGGUUUAAGAAGAAAGAUGAGAGGAACCACAAAGAUCAGAGCAAGCUGCAAACUUCGAUCUCCAGCAUAGACAUUCCAAAGGAUGUUAUCCAUGAGAAGAAAAUUGUCAUCAAAAGCGAAUCCCCGGAGCUACCGGUUAUCACAAAAGUGGAGAACUUAAGCCCUGGUGGUGGCAGUGCCAUGCAAGACAGCCCUAGAAGUGUGGCAUCCACUCCAUCAGCCUCUACCAACAGUUCAAUCCCUGAUCACCACACAGUCAGCAAUGGUCUGUCGGGCUUCAGCGUUGAGAACAUCAUAACUUUAAGGACUUCUCCUCAAGGGGAACUAAGUCCGGUGCCAACUAUCCCGUGUAGGACGGGGAUGGUCCCCUCGUUGCCCAUCAACUAUGCACAGACUCAGACCUUUAUCUAUAGUCAGGCAUGCACACAGGGAAUGGACACUAGUGGGAGCUCUCAGUGCAGUAUGAGGGCCAUGAGCCUGUACACGGGUGACAGGUCAAGCCACAUGUGUGUGCCCACCACCAUGGAAGACACCAUCUCAGAUCAUCACAAUGGCACCACAUCUCCACUGAGCACCAUGAGCCUUGGGUCCAGCCAGGAUAGUGUCCUGACAUCUAGUCACCACCAGCAAAAUGACACAGCAGGGCAGACAGCAUCCUGGUACCUCAACCACAGUGCAGAUCUUAACCACCUCUCUGGGCACACUUUCGGGUCGCAACAGCAGACUUUCCCAAAUGUGAUAGAAAUGUUCAACUCCCACCGCCUUGGGAUUGAAAGCUCAGCCCUCAGUGACCACCAGGUGAGCGGUAACACAAGCUGUCAGAUCCCCUAUAGAUCAACGCCUUCCAUAUACCGCCACACCAGCCCCUACCCCUACGACUGCACUAAGUACUGAUUAAAGCCAGGUUGUCCGGACUGUGUUCAGUGACAUCUUAAUGAAAAAAGAAAA